GCACCAGACUGUAGGUCAGACAUGCAGUGCUGACAAUGUGAGGAAGAAGAACAAACAAGACAAUCAUGUUUUGCACCGAAUGUGGAACUCAAGUGGACAGUACAUUUAAAUUCUGCCCUGAAUGUGGCAACAAGUUAUUUCUUUUGUCUCAAAAAAAGGCUCAAGAUGGUGCCACAUCAACACAUAUAAUUUCAACCACGACUAAGGAGAAAACCCAAAAGGAGGAUCAAGACCAGGCUCCAAAAGAAGAUGAAGGUAUAAAGGAAAAUACCACCCAAAUACAGGGACAGUUGGCUACUGAUGAUUCUGAGCUGGACAGCAAAGGUGCUGCAUCAUCAGAUAGCAGUACAGACCCAGCCACAGUGAAAAAUGAAAGUGCAUCUUCAUCUCUUCACCAGACACAGUUUGACAGUGAACUAGCAGUUUGUGAGGAGAAACAGAAGCAAAAUGCUGUGGCUGCUGAAAUUAACUCUGACUCAUGCACUGAGGCAACACCUGAAACAAACCUGUCUGUUCCCACAACAACACCCUCCCCUACAUCUGCCCACAGCAAAAUAGCAGCACAUCAAACAAGGGAUUCAUCAGAUAUAAACAAAGAUGACACCCCGGAUCCAUAUCAAACUCCUGCUGACAAGCUAAGUGAUGUUCAUCCUGGACCUUUGUCUAACUCCAAAGAUUUCCCAACAACCAAAGAAGCUGAGUCUACUGUCCCUGAAUCAUCUGAGGACAUAUUAAAAGAAGCCAAAGCAGCAACGCAGCCUGCCCCACACCAAGAUGCAAACAAAACAACAUCUCAAAAUCUCUCUCGGAAGACUGCUGAUAAGAAAAACUCCAUGAACGCAGAUCAAAAUACAGUCACAAAACAGGCUGACAGGAAAAAAGAACAAGUAGAAGGAGUUGAGACGUGUUAUUCAGAUGAUCAAAAUACCACAAAGUCAGAGAAGUCUUCAAGACCCAGCCCAGUAACAAGGGACACCAGCAAAGAUACUGAGGCUACUUCCACUAACUCAAAUAAGGACACAGGUGCACAUCUGGCAAAAGAACAGCAACGAGGCAAGAGAGAUGUAGUUGGCUCUAGGCCACCAACUUCACCCUGCCCUCCCCAUCAUAGUGAUGUCCAAGUGGGCCAUCAGAGACCACAAAAGUAA
Molecule: messenger RNA, 1148 nt
Organism: Pundamilia nyererei
Lineage: Eukaryota; Metazoa; Chordata; Actinopteri; Cichliformes; Cichlidae
Product: clumping factor A-like
Exons: 5
Coding region: 66-1148 (360 amino acids)
Source: RefSeq, a predicted model, not a curated record